AUGAAGAAUAAACAUUUAUAAAUCUCCGAGAUUUGUAUGCGGCCAUUCAAAAAGUUAGGACUCUAGACUCGCACAUUAACUCCAAAUAAUUUUAACGAAAAAUUAAUGUCAAGAAAAAAAUAUCCCUUGACUGAAUUUUUGAUGAAUACAUCAACCAGAAAAAUUAAAGUUUGUUAAAUUCAUUAUGACAUCACUCAAAAUAUUUUUACUUUAUUAAAAGAAAAAAGAGGAAAACAGUAUUCAAUGAUUGAAGGUAAUAAUUCAUAGUUGAUUAUGUUAGAAUAAUUUUAUUUUUGA
Messenger RNA from Paramecium pentaurelia, 297 nucleotides. The record is from the annotation of a GenBank genome assembly. Lineage: Eukaryota; Ciliophora; Oligohymenophorea; Peniculida; Parameciidae.